Messenger RNA from Fonsecaea erecta, 1620 nucleotides. RefSeq lists its product as hypothetical. Gene Ontology annotation, molecular function: monooxygenase activity; iron ion binding; heme binding. NCBI's taxonomy places the organism in Eukaryota, Fungi, Ascomycota, Eurotiomycetes, Chaetothyriales, Herpotrichiellaceae. The transcript has 2 exons. The record is from RefSeq and is a predicted model, not a curated record. Bases 1 to 1620 code for a protein of 539 amino acids.
AUGGCUACUUCGACGGAACUGCCCGCCAGCAUCCUUCUCCUUCUCCUUGCAGUCUUAACCGUGUUGGCGGUCAGUGUUCAUCGUGGACUCUCCAUUGAUCACAGCCCUGGGGAGCCUCCGAUCAUCAAGCCGAAAAUACCCUAUAUCGGCCACAUACUCGGAAUCAUCAGAUAUGGCACCAAGUAUUUUGAGAUCGUCAACCGCAACACACGCUACCCGAUCUAUACGUUACCCACCUUAUCGACCAGACAGUACAUCGUCACGUCUCCUCAGAUCGCGGCUCAACUCCAGCGACAGCACAAGGACCUCGCUUUCUACAAUGUCAUCCUGGAAGUUACGCGUCGAUUAACCAGUCUCAGACCCAGCACCAUGAAGAUCGUCAUGCAGAACGUCAAUGCCGAGCAUGGUGACUGGGGCUUGAUGCCGACCAUGCACGACAUGUUCAACACGGUGCUCGGUCGAGGAGAGUCAUUGAAAGACCUGACUCGGUCGCAGAUGUCCAUUUUCUCCGAGAUGCUGAAUGAGGUCGCGGUCGAGGGCGAAUGCCUGGAGACCGACCUGUUCCAGUGGAUCAAGUCUACAUUUACAUUUGCAAAUGCAAGGUCCAUCUACGGCCCAGAGAACCCGUUUGCCCUGAAUCCCAGUUUGGUGGAUGCUUUCUGGGAUUUUGAGGCUGGCAUGCUGGCCUUGAUCAUCGACAUCUUUCCUUCCAUCACCGCUCGGAGAGCGUACCUAGGACGAGAGGCAAUUGCCAAAGCCCUCGUCGACUAUGUCAAAGAGAAGCGGUGGCACAAGGCGUCCCUCCUGAUUCAAAACCGCGUCAGCAUCAACCUCACUCACGGCUUUACCGAAACCGAGGCCGGUAGAUCGGAAAUCAUCUUGCUGUUUGCGAUCCUGGGAAACGCCGUGCCUUCCACAUUCUGGAUUCUUGCCAACAUCAUCAGCCGCCCGGAUUUGCUGGCUCAGAUACGGACCGAGAUUCAAUCGGCCGUCGAAGACAACGGUGAUGGAAGCAAAAAUAUCAACCUGUCGACCAUCGAAUCCUCCUGCCCGCUGUUUGUGUCGACGUAUAGGGAGUCUCUGCGCAUGAUCGGCAAUCUUGCCUCCCUUCGAUACGUGUUGAGGGAUACAGUGAUCGGACAACAUUACCUGAGAAAGGACUCUAUCAUUCAAGUGGCUGGAAUUAUCAUACAUCAUGACCCUCAGACCUGGGGCCAAGACAGCGACCGGUUCAAUCCACGACGUUUUAUCAAGGGUGGAGGACAAGCAUCUGUGACCGGUGCCGAUUCGGAGCCGACGGGCCUGGAUCUCAAGGAACCAGCGGCAACACAACUGCCUCCCGGGGUUCCAUCAGCAGCGUUCCGCCUGUUCGGUGGUGGCAGCGUGGUGUGCCCAGGACGCCACUUCGCGCAGAGCGAAAUCCUCGCUUUCGUGGCGUAUCUCUUGAUGGCGUUCGACAUCUCAACUCCAGACGGAACAUCCAUCAAGCCGCCUCCCCGGGACAACGAGAAGAUUCCCUUGAGCGUCAUCAAGCCCAAGGGCGACGUGAAAGUCAGGAUUCAGCGACGCAAGGGAUAUGAGGACGUCUCGUGGCGGUUGUUGGCAGGUGGCCAACUAUGA